Messenger RNA from Aureococcus anophagefferens, 813 nucleotides. RefSeq lists its product as hypothetical. Gene Ontology annotation, molecular function: ATP binding; cysteine-tRNA ligase activity. NCBI's taxonomy places the organism in Eukaryota, Pelagophyceae, Pelagomonadales, Pelagomonadaceae. The annotation marks the transcript as partial. The transcript has a single exon. Gene Ontology annotation, cellular component: cytoplasm. Gene Ontology annotation, biological process: cysteinyl-tRNA aminoacylation. The record is from RefSeq and is a predicted model, not a curated record.
CUCAAGUGGUACGCCUGCGGCCCGACGGUCUACGACGCGACGCACCUCGGCCACGCGCGGACCUACGUGACGCUCGACCUCGUGCGCCGCGCGGCGACGGCCUACGGCGGCUCGCGCGUCGACUUCGCCAUGGGCGUCACGGACGUCGACGACAAGAUCAUCAAUCGCGCCAGGGAGCUCGGCCUGGAGCCCCUCGAGCUCGCGCGGCGCGAGGAGGCGAACUUCUUCGAGGACUUGGACCGGCUGGGCUGUUUGCGGCCCGACCGCGUGCUCCGCGUGUCGGAGCACGUCGACGACAUCGUGGCCUACGUCGGCGACAUCGUCGACCGGGGCUUCGGCUACGCGACGGAGGGCGGCGACGUCUGGUUCGACGUGGGCAAGCUCGGCGACGCCUACGGGGCCUUUGCGGAGGGCCGCGGCACGUCAAAGGCCGCGGCGCAGGCGGCUCUAGAGGCCGAGGACAAGGCGUCCAUCUCCACGAAGAAGCGCGACGGCCGCGACUUCGCGCUCUGGAAGGGCGCCAAGGCCGGCGAGAUCUCCUGGGACUCGCCCUGGGGCGCGGGGCGGCCCGGCUGGCACAUCGAGUGCUCGGCGAUGACGCGGGCCACGUUCGGCGACGCCUUGGACCUGCACGCGGGCGGCGUAGACCUGGCCUUCCCCCACCACGAGAACGAGAUCGCCCAGUGGCGCGGCGCGUCGGGGGAUCUGGAGGGGGUCUGGUGCCCCUGCUGGCUCCACACGGGCCACCUCCACAUCGAGGGCCGGAAGAUGUCGAAGAGCCUGAAGAACUUCGUGACCGUGCGCGAGCUUUUG